AUGGCCGUGACGUGCUAUGAGCCGAUAGGAAACUAUGCCGGUACUCGCGUGCCAACACGCAACUGCGGACCCUCACUUGGAAUGGAAUGUACCUUCGGACUUCAAUGUUUGGACGAUUGGACAAGCUCGGACUCCCGUGAAGUGGUGACUGGUGAUGACCGGAGAUUUAGAAAGUGGAGAUGUAAGUCCGAAGAAUCAAGACUCGAACUCCGAAACGGGGUUGAGAUUGAGAAUCCGAGAUAG
Molecule: messenger RNA, 243 nt
Organism: Dovyalis caffra
Lineage: Eukaryota; Viridiplantae; Streptophyta; Magnoliopsida; Malpighiales; Salicaceae
Source: the annotation of a GenBank genome assembly